Molecule: messenger RNA, 705 nt
Organism: Truncatella angustata
Lineage: Eukaryota; Fungi; Ascomycota; Sordariomycetes; Amphisphaeriales; Sporocadaceae
Exons: 1
Coding region: 1-705 (234 amino acids)
Source: RefSeq, a predicted model, not a curated record
AUGCGUUCCAUCUGGAAGAGACCCUAUCACAAAAUCGACGACGAGAAAGAUGGAUUGACAUCAGGAGACGAGCUUUCAUCUCUGUCGAACGACAGCGACAACGAUCAGAUUCCUGGCUCCAGAGGCCACAGGGCUAUCGUGUACAUUCUUGCAUUAUCAAUUGGACUCAACAUUAUUCUAUCAGCUAUUACAUUAUGGUACACCAUUAGUCACUCUUCAUCUUCUAGUCUUAAAAACCAUCGAUACCACAAUGGUCAAGACGAAAAGCCCCAGAGAGUCUGUGGCGAUACUGCAACAGAAGCCCUCUCUCUCGGAUGCACGCUUGACCCAAUGACAUGGUCCUGGCUGUCGCCCUCUUGUCCAAGAUAUGCCAGCUCUGAGUUUGAGACAUCAGAAGAGCUACCUUACAAGUACUAUGUCGACCCAUACAACCUAGUACUGGCUGAAGGCAAAAACUGGACACUCGCUCUUGACAAUCAGGUGCGAUUGUACGCAGAGAGGCGUGAACACGUUACACAUUGCGUGUACACAUUCUUGAGUUUGGCACAGAUUAUCCGUGAUGGUACGCAAACACACCCGAGACUAAGUGCCUAUGAGCACAUACAGCACUGCGUCGAAAUUGUUUUGGAAUCCGUCAGGAGGGACAGAGAUUGGCACACUGUCGAUGCAGAUAUGGGAGAGGUGUCAUUCGAUGAGGGCUGCUAA